Molecule: messenger RNA, 975 nt
Organism: Trypanosoma brucei brucei TREU927
Lineage: Eukaryota; Euglenozoa; Kinetoplastea; Trypanosomatida; Trypanosomatidae
Product: electron-transfer-flavoprotein alpha polypeptide
Exons: 1
Coding region: 1-975 (324 amino acids)
Cellular component (GO): mitochondrion
Molecular function (GO): flavin adenine dinucleotide binding; electron transfer activity
Source: RefSeq, a predicted model, not a curated record
AUGUUUCGUUACACCGCUGCAUUCUUCGGCAAAGUGCUGGUGCUGGCGGAGACCCAUCAAAACUCUAUAUUUCCAGGUACUCUCGCAGCGGUAACGGCGGGCUUGCAACUUGGUGAAGUAACCACACUUAUCGCUGGUGAAACCCCCGCAACCGCUGCAGCGCAACUGUCAAAGGUGAAGGGCGUUUCCCAAGUGUUCAUUGCUUCAGGUAUCCACUAUGAGCAUGGUUUGCCUGAGGAAUAUGCACCGCUUGUGGCAUCACUCGUACAGCUUGGCGGUUACACGCAUGUUCUCGCGGCUACCUCAGCUUUCGGCAAGGGAAUUAUCCCUCGUGCCGCGGCGCUGUGUGAUGUCAUGCCCAUUAGUGAAGUGUCGGAAGUGAAAGAUGAGUCCACCUUCGUCCGUUACAUGUACGCUGGAGGUGUUGUUAGUACGGUAAGGUCCACUGACCCGGUGAAGUUCGCUACGAUUCGCAGCACCUCAUUUGAGCGAGCACCUCUUGAAGGAGGUAACGCAUUGCAGCAGGAGGUAGAAGUGACACCGGUGGUUGGCACUUCGAAGUGGCUUGAGGAUGCCUCAGUAAAUAAUGACGCGCCAGAUAUCCAAACAGCGGCGACGGUUAUCGCGGGGGGGCGUGGUUUGAAGAGUGGCGAGAAUUUUAAACUUCUUCAUGAUUUAGCAAAGCCACUCCAUGCGGCCGUUGGUGCAACUCGCGCGGCGGUGGAUGCCGGUUAUUGCUCCAAUGACCUCCAGAUUGGGCAAACGGGAAAAACUGUGGCGCCGAACCUUUACGUUGGCUGCGGUGUGUCGGGUGCCAUACAACACGUUGCUGGUUUAAAGGAUGCGAAAGUUAUUGCAGUAAUUAACAACGAUGCUGAAGCACCCUUCUUUCAAGUGGCAGACUACGGGCUUGUGGAGGAUCUUUUUGUCGCUGUGCCAAAGCUUACUGAACUGGUUACGAAGUCAAGGAAGUGA